Molecule: messenger RNA, 1183 nt
Organism: Amphimedon queenslandica
Lineage: Eukaryota; Metazoa; Porifera; Demospongiae; Haplosclerida; Niphatidae
Product: eukaryotic translation initiation factor 4 gamma-like
Exons: 1
Coding region: 37-1029 (330 amino acids)
Source: RefSeq, a predicted model, not a curated record
UUUGUUACUAAGAGAGAGACAGUAGCACAAUCAAAGAUGAUACUCAAAAUACUCUGUCUCCUCUUAAUCUUUGAUCAGCUGUGCACUGGAUUGCCUGUUGACAGUCCAAAUGAAGACAAGAAUAAAAUGACAGAGCUUGGAAAGGAGCUGGAUGUACAGAGCAGCAAAGAGAAGGACAUGAAGUCACAAGAAAAGGACACAAAAUGGGAGGAGGUCGAAUCUCACGAGGCCAAAGGGCAGGACGAUAAAGAGCAGCUUAAAGCUAAGCUAGAGAGUAAAGAGAAAGCAGCCAUUGAAGCAAAACAAGUGAAAGAGCAAAAAGCAGAGCUGGAGUAUAAGCGGAAGCUAGCCAAGAUACAAAAAAUUAAAAAGCAAAAAGCAAAGCUGGAAGUCAAGAUGAAAAUACAAGGAGAGAAAGCUCGAGAGCAGAAGAUAGAAUCUGAGCGCAAGCAAAAGCUAGCUCAAGAGCAAGGAGGCUCUGAUGAAAAAGGAGCAAAAACAAAGCAAAAAAUGAAGACACAAGAAGUUAUAAAAGAGGAGAAAGCAGAGACAGAGGAAAAGGCCAAGGAAGACACAAAAACACAGAAGACGGUAGUGCCAAAAGUUAAAGUUGAAGAAGUAGGAGAGAAAGCAAAAACGAGCUCGGGAAAGAACCAAAAAAUAAAAGCAGAGGGAGCUAAAGGAAAGCUGGAAAUAAAUAAAGUCCAAGGCCAGCAGACUGAAGAGUUGGAGCGAAAACAAAAAAUAGCUCAGAAAAUGGAAGCAGCUGAAAUGAAACGAAAGCAACAAGUGGCACUAGAAAUACAAACACAAAAGGCAAAAGAAGAGAGAGCAGAGUUGGAGCGAAAACAGCAAAUAAUCCAAGAAAUUGAAGCACAGAAAGUUAACAAGCAGAUGAAAGAAGAAUCAAAAGCUCAAGAGGAUAAAGACACAAAAGCUCAAGAAGAAGGUUGCAGUGAUGUCGAUGGAGGUGAUGUGGUUACCAUACCUGUCGCAAUGAAUGAAGGCAAGAAGCCACUAAAAGGCUAAAAUUAUGUGAAAGGGGCUUCCUCAAAAGGACAUAAUCAGUAAAAAUGUACUGGAACUGUAGCAGUUUUAUAAUCAUUUCUUUUACUGUAAUCUUUUUCUAUUCAGUAGUGAUUGAGAGAUUUUUUUUCAUAACAAAAAAGAGCAAGCAAAAAUA